AUGCCAAAAAGAACAAAAAAAAAAAAUGAGGGGACUGCAGAAGAUCCUAUAGACUUAUCUGAAGAGCCUACAACGACGACGACGACAACAACAACAACAAAAAGACCCAAAAGAACAAAGAAAACAGUAUCUACUAGUAAUACUGUUUCAACUAACACAACUGCCAGUACUUCCACAGGCAAACGAAGAAAAAAACAAGUUGCCUCCUUUGUGCUUGAUGAAAAUGCAAUGCAGGUUUUAAAGACUAGUGUUGAGGCUGAAAAAAAGAAAAGGUUGGCAAUUCGUGCUAAACUUCCACCAGAAGCAAAAAUUUACUUGAAUGAGUCAAUGAGAGGUAGAGUCACCAGAGCAUUGAAACAACGCAUGUUUGUUCUUUCGCGUCAACUUUCACCUGAUGAUGAAUCAACUGAAGUUUUUGAAGUCCUUGGAAGCAUUGGAAAUAACUAUACAGUUACUAUAUCAUCUCAUAUGAAAUGUACUUGCAUGGACUACGCCUUGAGACGUACACACUGUAAACAUAUACUGAUGGUCUUACUCAAAGUCUAUCGACUUCCUUAUGAUAAUCCAUUAUAUCAAAGUCUUUAUACAAAAAAAGAAGAACGUAUUCAUGCACGUAGUUUCUGCAGGCAGGUUGAUCCUUCAAUAUUAGUUCCUGAAGAUGUUAGGGAAAGAAUUAUGAAUACAAUGUAUGGUAUUUCACAAGAUGGAUCUACUCCAGAAGCUAAACGCCGCCCACUGGACAUCUCUGAUUGUCCUAUCUGCUUUGAGGAGUUUGAAGAAGGCAAGAUUGACCAAAUUGAUUUCUGCAAAGUGUGUGGAAAUAAUAUACACAAGGAAUGCUUUGGCAUGUGGGCUGCUUCAAAGGGUGCCAAUGUCACUUGUGUCUAUUGUCGAUCCAAAUGGGUUACUCCUGAACCAUUCACUGGACCCAAGAAGAAGACUGGAAUUGAUUUGGGCCCAGGCCAUCUGCUGGAAGGAAACUAUGCAAACUUUGCUCAAGAACUUGGCCUUGCAACAAAGAGAGAUACAUCAACUUAUAGGAGGAGUUAUCGAGAUGAAGACUAUCUUGAUGACGAUGUAUAG
Molecule: messenger RNA, 1083 nt
Organism: Rhizopus microsporus ATCC 52813
Lineage: Eukaryota; Fungi; Mucoromycota; Mucoromycetes; Mucorales; Rhizopodaceae
Exons: 5
Coding region: 1-1083 (360 amino acids)
Molecular function (GO): zinc ion binding; ubiquitin protein ligase activity
Source: RefSeq, a predicted model, not a curated record